Molecule: messenger RNA, 1771 nt
Organism: Dimorphilus gyrociliatus
Lineage: Eukaryota; Metazoa; Annelida; Polychaeta; Dinophilidae
Source: the annotation of a GenBank genome assembly
AGUAUUGAAACUGAGAUCAUCUAGUUAGCAUAUAGGAAUGUACAGAACAGAAAAAAAAGUGUCAAAAUGUGAAGUUUGUGAUACCAUUGAUAAUCUUUUAGUAUGUGGGGCCUGUCGACUAUCUUACUAUUGUGGAAGGGAUCAUCAAAAAUCGGACUGGGAUAACCAUCAACAAAUUUGUAAACAGAGGACAGAACAAUCAUGGUCAGACUUAAACUUUGAAAAUGUGUUAAAAGAUACUUCUUUAAAUAAACACUGUGAAAAAAGUUCAAAAUUAACAGAAUAUAUAGUGGAGUGUAUGAAUAAAUAUGGUAUAUGCGUUCUGGAUAAUUUCUUUUGUGAACCUCGUGCCGGAGACAUUUUAAAUGAAGUUAAGUCUUUAAGAUCUCAAGGUGCCUUUACAGAUGGUCAGUUGGUUUCUCAACCUGCAACAACGGGUAAGGUCAGAGGUGAUCAAAUAUUAUGGUUAGAGAAGAAUGAUAAACAUCCAUAUAUUACUUCCUUUAUUGAGAGAUUAGAUUCUAUUGUCAUGGAUUGUGCAAAAAAGCUUAAACAGUAUCAAAUAGGUGGCAGAACAAAGGCAAUGAUAGCCUGUUAUCCUGGUAACGGUACAGGAUAUAUGAGACAUAUCGAUAAUCCAAAUGAGGACGGAAGGUGUCUUACUACUAUAUAUUAUCUAAAUAAAAACUGGAACACACAAACUGAUGGUGGAUUACUUAGAAUAUUUCCUGAGGUGUUCAAUCAAGUUGCAGACAUUGAACCAAAAUUUGACAGAUUAUUAUUCUUUUGGUCUGAUAGAAGAAUGCCUCACGAAGUUUUACCUACGUAUAAGGAGAGAUAUGCAAUUACUGUUUGGUAUUUUGAUACCGAAGAGCGGGCCAGGGCAAUUAGAAGGGUGCAAAAUACUACAUAAAUCUUCAAGACAAGCAUAGUUUACACAUAUAUCUUUUUUUUUAAUGCUGAAAUUUGAAAUUUCAUCGAAUCAACACAAGUAAUACAGAUAGAACCCAUUUUCCAAUUGAAAAACAAGAGUUUACAUAAUAUUGUGUGAUAGUUCGAUCAUUCAAAAGAAAAUUCUCCUUUGACCUUCAGAUGGUCAAAAGUACCAUUUUUCGGUUCGCCCUAACAUGCCUUGUCGAUCUAUCGCUCCAGUGUCUUGAAAUCGCACGAUUCGAUCUACGUUAUUCAUAAGGAUUGUCCUCUCCGGAUACAGUAAAAUUGAAGCAUUUUUCUUUGAGGUAUGCAACUCGGAGCAGACUGUAUGUGAAGUAUGCAUUUUGUUUAUGAUAUCCUUUACUUUAUCUUUUGGGGCAGUUUUCUCUCUGAAUCUUGUAUCUAAGCCUUCGAUGACAGGAUAAGCUUUCGUUCCGUAGUUCUGUGGGGUCUUUGGCUCAUAGAUUUUACAUAGCUCACCUCCCGAGCUACUCUUCGUAUGCGUUUUGUGUAAACGAUCAACUAUUUGCUUCGUCUGUAGAAUAAAUAUAGGCUUAAUUUUUUUUUCUUAUUGAAUAAGACAUACAAUUGAAGAAAAGACGACAAUAAUAAUGUAUUGAAAAAGGAUUUAAGCUAAUAAUAAGAAUAAAAGAUUUACUUACAUCUUCUUCGCUCUCGAAAGGUUUGGAAAUGGUAUCCCUCGGUCUUUGAUGCCCUACAGCUCCACUACUAGAUUGUGUGUGUGUCUGUUGAAAACAUUUGAAUUGAAUAUUUACUUUUAACAAAUAUCCCAUUUGUCUUAUAGGCUAACUUACAGUAUGCAAUCUGUCGAUAAUGU